AACUGCGAAAGUUUGUUAAGUAACAGGGAUUUGAUUAAGAAUCCUAGAAAGGACCUGCAGAUCGAGGGUCUGCUUUCAAACCAAGAAUCCAGGUCACUCAAAUGCGAAAGCAGGAUCUAUUAUCCUUGAAAACGAGUUCCGGCAUCAGUCCAGAAUUCAAUAUAGCGUGUUCCCUCAAAGCUUUCUAUAUCCUCCAAACAAUCCUUUCUAAGUGUAACCUUAUCUUUAUCUUAUAUUGCAACAACGUGACAGAUAAGAAACGAUAAAAUUUUACCAAAGGGUCGCGAUUUCUUAUCUUCGGUAUAAAUAUAGUGUUACCCAUGCCCAACUAUAGCAAAUAUAACAUACAUUGAAAACAAUCGCGAAUCACUCAUGUUUUAAUAUAUCCUAUAGAGUUAAAUGAAGUUACCGUACGAUAUCAUUGUUAGUCAUUCUUUGCACGUGUUUAUCGAGAAGGAAUGAGAGAGCUCGACGAAAGCAAAAGAAAGAAUUAGUCAUAGUGUCUUGCCAAGCGAAUGUUGGCACCACUCGGGCCCAACAGCCGCCAAACCGGUCGAGUGGAGUCGUCGUAACUCCUAACUCGUAACGCUCAGAGACGCUUUCGGGUACAAGCUGACUAGGUAAACAAAAGAUGCUACGGAACAGCGUCGUCCACGUUCAGGUCUGCAGAGGGUGAGCCUCUUCCAGCGACAAUACGCGAGUGAAUUGAUUCGCGAGUUAAUUGAUCUCAUCUGUGGCUCUCGCGAUCGCUGGAGAAUCGACAAGAAAAAAUGUCACUCAGUUAUUUCCAAUGGUCUCGUUGCAACAUUCAAGUAUAUGUACGUUUACGAUUAUCGAAUAGGAAAGAAAUAGAAAAGAUUUAUCAUCCGUAUUAUCAAUUAUCGAUGUGUGAAAAUUAUCUCUUCUUUUUCCUUUUUUAACGAAGUCAUUUGUGAUAUGAUACAUAUAUAUAAUAUUCAAACUAGUCCAUAACGCGUUUUUCUGCGAUUAAUCGAUACAGUGUCGGCGAUCGAUGGCAACGAAAAUCACAAUGGAACACGUUCAAGAUGACAUCGAUCUGCAGGUCGAUCAAAAUCGAUCGAAAAACGCGGCAAAUUUAAUUGAAUGGAACGUUGACAUGAAAGUUACCGUGUCUAACGUGAAAAAGUCAAAGAUGUUCCAAAGAUUCCGCACCAUCGUUAUAUUUUUUGUAGCGAUUAUCUUCGCUAUUAUACUGUCUCAUUUAAGGAAGGAAGUGCGUGCCUUGCAAAUACAAGUGCAAUCUUUAAAUGUAAAUUUAUUGUUACUAACGUCCAAAUACGAUAGGAUAAAUCGAAGUGUAAAUCGAGCCUGGAUCCAAAGGUCCGAAAGGCUCCUGGAAAAUAAAAAGCUUCACGAUGUAAGAAUACUAUUACAAGGAGCAUCGUCGAUAUCUAAGGCCAGCGAAGUUAGUGAAGUUCGGAAUAGUAGAGUCGAUGGAAAGCCUUAUACUUACAAUGUUAUAAUUCCAUAUAUAAAUUCAAUAAAGAAUUCCAAAGACAUGUAUAUGUCACGUGAUAACGCGUAUGGUACAAAUAAUGGAAAUAAUAUUGCAACUUCCAAGCUAUUUAUGAAGUUAAAGAGUAACAAAGAUAACAUGAGUAAUAGUAAUUUACGUAUCGAAAGAGCGGCACUAACGCUACAACAACGGAACUUAACCGAAGAAGAAAUGCGUGAGAAGAUCGAUAAUAACGUGAAUGACGAUUACUAUAGUGAUGAUGAUGACUUAGAUUUCUGGAGAGAACCCCGUUCAGGAAGAUCAAGAAGAGCGGAGGGAAGAGGUAAAAAACGGGGAAAGAACAAAAGGCGGCCCAAACGCAGUCACAGGCGAUUGGGACCCUUGGUAGCAACGUUUGUGGGAGCAGUUCCUGAGCAACAUAUUACAGAUACAGUUUACAUCGGUCCAUGGGUCAAAAGCACUAAAAACAAUACUCAAUAUAAUUUAAAUAAAUUCCAUCUGGUAGAAGACAAGAAAUCUAUAGAAGUUACAGCAACUGGUUUGUACAUGAUUUCCGCACAGAUUUUCUAUUUUGGAGAACCAACAAACUAUUCAUAUUGGAUACUACUAAGUUCAGAAGGCAAAUCCACUACACAAAAACUUGUGAAAUGUUCCACAGCCUCUUCUACAUCGGCCACAGAAGUAUCCUGUUAUACAAGUGUAAUAACCCCAUUGCAAAGAGGCGACAGAGUUCACAUUCAGCAACAAGAGAGAGAUAGUAUUUAAAUAUUUUUUAGAUUAAUAAAUAUGCGGGAGGGACAUAGUUAUAUACAACUAGUACUUCUAUCUAAUAAUGUCUGUAAGAAACGUUUACGAUAACGAAGCGUGUAAUAAUUAAAAGAUGUGCCAUAAAUAACGCAAAAGAAAUCUAUUCUUUUAAAUGUGAUCCUACAUUUCGAUUUAAAGAGAAGUAAGAAAGUAAUACUCUUAAGUAAAUCAAACAAGGAUCAAGUUUACGAGUUGUUUCUUGUGCAACUGAUUCUUUCAUUUUAAGGAUACAUGUAAAAAAUUUUUUUUAUGUUACUCUUAUUUUUGUUACUUUUUUAAUAUAAUGUAAGUUUAAAUUUUAUACGAUAUUGAAUGUUAGAAAUACAUAAUGCAUAAGGACCAUACGUAUGCUGAUAUUAUACUUUUGUACACUCGUUUUACUUUUUAAGAAAUCGAAGAUAUGAUGUUGUUUUAAGAGUCACACCCUAUAACUACAAUUUUAUACCGGAAAAUUGCCUUAUUGUUAAAAAAAUAUCGUAAAGUUAGUAUGUAAUAUUGUUAAACAAUCAUUUUGAAAGAUUAAAAAAAUAAAGAAUCCAAUUGUAAUUUAUAACGUAUUUAUACAUUUUUUAUUAUAUUUUAUAAAUAAACAAUAUAUAUAUAAACAAUGUACUAGAAACGGCGAAACAUAUCGCAUGUAAUUAAAACAUCAAAUUGUUUAUGGCAUCUGCAUAAA
Bombus pyrosoma is the source of this 2960-nucleotide messenger RNA. RefSeq lists its product as uncharacterized. The record is from RefSeq and is a predicted model, not a curated record. Bases 1013 to 2242 code for a protein of 409 amino acids. Gene Ontology annotation, molecular function: receptor ligand activity; tumor necrosis factor receptor binding. Gene Ontology annotation, biological process: immune response. Lineage: Eukaryota; Metazoa; Arthropoda; Insecta; Hymenoptera; Apidae. The transcript is spliced from 8 exons. Gene Ontology annotation, cellular component: membrane.